Cladophialophora yegresii CBS 114405 is the source of this 1686-nucleotide messenger RNA. RefSeq lists its product as uncharacterized. NCBI's taxonomy places the organism in Eukaryota, Fungi, Ascomycota, Eurotiomycetes, Chaetothyriales, Herpotrichiellaceae. The record is from RefSeq and is a predicted model, not a curated record. The transcript has a single exon. Bases 1 to 1686 code for a protein of 561 amino acids.
AUGCCAGGCUCAAGCCGGGAAAACGGAAAACUCCCGUUGACGUUCGGGGUCGAAAUCGAGUUCCUUUUCGGAAUCAGACGAGACCUCGAACGAUAUCGAGAAUAUUCGUGGUUACAAGUUCAAAAUCUCCGUCAGGACUAUUUCUUCAAACUCGACCUGGAAAUCACCAAUGAGGCGGAUCGGGAUUCCGACUUUUCAACUGGUCUCCUUCAAGCCAGGACGAUUAUAAAGAAUCAUGGUGGGGAACUUUGGAUCGACAGCAAAACCACGCCUUAUGCUGACUCAUUUGACAAAUUCAGCUAUUGGAUGAUUGUGCCGGAGGAGGCUGUUCUGGCUCCCAAGGACCCCGCCGAGCUCUUCCAGUGGUCUAAUGGAGCCCUGACCGUACAACGAGAGAGCCAGAUCUUCGAUGAAUGGGACUGGACUGGCCUUGAACUCGUCUCCCCGGCACUUCGCGUCCCCGACAUGGACCAGAAUCGACCGAACGGGUUGGUAGAGCUCACCGGCUACCUCAAGUUGAUGACAGCUGACCAGUGUCCCACAGUACCCUAUGUCUUGAUGGCUAAUCCCAGAAACGCCUCUGUCCACGUGCAUAUUGGCCUGCAGCCGGAACCAGAAGGGCAGGUCGACUUCCCAGCAGACUUUAUUCGCCACCUUGCCUGGCUUUGCAUUGCAUUUGAGGAUACCAUCACUCUUCUCCACCAUCCCGAACGACAUUCGUACCCGGAAACCAAGAGUCGUAGCUUCGCCAACUCGAAUCGGAAAUUCUUGCAUGCCGUAGGUGCAUCGCACCGUGUCCACUGCUGUCACCUGGGCAAGCCAUUCUCUGCCGAAGAUACAUUCAUGAAGAUUUUCGACUAUGAGAACGAAGACGAGGAUGGGGACAACAUCUUUCCCUUGCUUCAAGCAUUAUCGUCCAAGAAGCUCCCGUUUCGCGAGGAGCCCUUGAACAUGGCUGACUUCAAUCGAUUCCUUUUCGUCAACUUUGAGAACCUAGCAAUUGCAAUGAUGACCACGGAACAUGCCAAGAAAACAAUCGAGUUUCGGCAGCAUCAAGGCACACUCUCGACCAGUGAUAUUGAACAAUGGGUAAUCUUUCUUACCGCGCUGUGCCGAGCUUCGGAACGAUUCGAGUCACUAACCCCGGACUCCAACGCGGCCGUUCCUCUGACGCUGAUGUCGAAGCUCAAGAAGAAGUACAAGGAUCCCAGGAAGCUGGAUCGAGCUAUCAUUGAGGCUAAGAAGUACACUCAGAUUUGGCAACGGGACCGGCGCUCGUUGAAGCAACUAUUCGAUAUUCUUGAGUUACCCGUCCAUCGGAGGCUCUACUGGUGGCAGAGAGCCAAGCAGGUUAGAGCCGAGCUUGACAAGAACUGGUCAGGUAAGUUACAGUCAACCUGCGACGACAUUGAUUGUCCUAACAAGCCUGUUAGGGAUUGCGAAGGCUGGGAGGAAGGCGAGUUGGAUGAGCCCCCUUGGGACGGAGCUGACGACGAUGCUGAGUACGAGCUGGACGACAUUGAGAUGGAAGAGGACGAAAGUGUCCCCAUGGACAUCGACAAUGACGUGCCAGAACCAGAGAGCUCGAUUCCCCGGCUCGACAUGUUGUCGGCAACGAGUCUAAUCGAGGACGAUGUCGACGAUGUGCCUAUGGAAAUUGACGAUGAUAUUCCUUCUCCGGCAUAA